CUCUACUGUUUGCUGAUGGAACAGAAGGUCCUCAGUAAGUCCUCCAUGGUGUCCAGACUGCCAAAAUUUGGUGCCCGUCCUGUCAGUGGUACCCCCUCAUCCCUUCCCAAUGGUACGACCCAGACUGCACUCACACAAGAGGGCAAGAAUCCCCCAGCUAGGCCAAAUGGAUUGGUCAGAGCCUCCUCCUUCUCCAUGAAAUGGAGAAAGGAUAGUGGUGGGUCAGUGGACCCUUCAAACCCAGAUGAGGGCACGAUACCAGAAGAGAGGAAAGAAGUUCGCUCCCAACAUUCUCCAGGAAGUAGGGAGUUAAAAAGCCCGUCUACUCCCGCAACCAAAGUGUACAGGUCUGCCACCUCAUUGUCCACUGGAAGCCCUAAACCUGCACCCAAAACCCCUAAAUCCACCCCGAGUCCUAAACCAAAGCCCAAAAUUUCUCAAAUCACUAUAGCCUCCAAAAGUCAGGACAUAUCCCAAAAAAGCUCAGGCUCCAAGCCAACUCAAAAUGGGACUUCAUCUCUGGGGUCUUCACCGGGCCAAGCAAGCUCUUCGGGGCUUCAGCAACCAAGGGCGAACUCUAGCUCUACUCGAAGCACCUUUAAAGACAGUUUGUCCCAGUCCAACGACAGCCUCUCGCGACAGUCACUCGUGCCUGACUACAUGGUGCGUUCUCAUAGCUUCACUCACUUCAAGCAACUGCCCUCGCCAACGUCCGCACCCAUGACACGCUCCUUCUCUUUCAACAAGGCUGUGGAGCUAGCCAAACCACUAGCUAAUGCACAGCUUCGUCCUCCGCGAACACUUGGACUCAAAUCUCCUUUGAGUCUGAGCAAAGGCCGGCUAGUGCUCGGUUUGGGGGGCCUGGGAUUUGAAAAGGGGAUAACAGAUAGAUUACCUUCUGGGAAUCCUUCUUCAGAGAGUUUAACACCUCCUAAUUCCAUAAAAAGGCCUCUUCUGCCUAACUCUGUGCUGACAAAACCCUCAUUACAGGCCUACAGGCUAAAUCGACCAAUUCCUGCCAAACCGCAGUGCCCUCUAGUGGUUGGGAGGAGCCCAGUGGAGCGUGACGACAUAACCCCGCCUCUCACUCCGGAGUUGCUCCACUGUGCCACAAAGAACGCAUCAGCUUCCACAGAUUCCCCAAAGGAGCCUGUGAUAGAGCCAGGGCUGGAUGGGAACCUCCGCUACACUGGAGAGGGAAUGGAGGACAUGUCUCUAUCCUCUGCAUCUUCUCUGGAGAGGAAUGACACAAGUGAGGAGUUCCUAGAUGACUUUGAUAAUCUAGGGGACCAGUUGGAGAAUGGCUUCCCUCUUAACAAAAAUCCCGUGGCCACUCCCACCCAAAUGUGCCUGCAGGGAUUCUUAAAUGAGACCAUAGACUGGACUGGGAUUGGUCUGACAGGUGGCAAGGCAGAUUCAAGUGAUUCGCUCCGUGGUCCGCCGCUCAUGUCCCCUGACGUGGAUCGUCAAGCGACCUCCUCUUUGGAGCUCUCCCCCUCUAACAGCUCUGGAGGAACAUACAUGUGGGAUGAGGAGGGCAUGGAGCCGCUGGGACACAACACACACAUACACCGUUGCAGCAGUUAUGAGUCAGACCUCAACAGCACCGACAUUCUGAACAACUUGGAUAACACUGGCUCAUGUGACCUGGAAGAUGAUGACCUCAUGCUUGAUGUGGAUCUGUCAGAGGACGGGGCCUUACUAAAUGAUGGGAUGGCCCACUUUGAGCGCUCUGACAGGGGAGGCCGGCCGACUCAAUGGAGGAGGAGACAGCAGAGAUGGAGUGGAAUGGAUCAUGCUCAUGACAACAGGCUGGCUGGGUUUCAUCGGCCCUUGUAUCCUGCAGUUCAGCAUGACAGUCACACGGUGGCGCUAGAUGAACUCACUCUCAAGCACAUGACUGAGGACUGCUCAUCUGUCAAAUCACAGCUGCUCAAACUUAAGAGUCUGUUGCAGACUGAUGAUGGUGAGAUUACUCCAGAGAGUUUGGAUUCCAGAGAAGAUGACAACAGAGCCCAGCAGAUGGAAGAACUGAUGAAGGAGGUGGCACAUCUCAGGGAAGAGCUGAAAAAUAAAGAUAAAAUCAUUACACGACUCACUCAUCAACAGCAUCAACAAUCUCCGGUGAGAUGUCAAUGUCAUCAGCAGAAGUCAGGGGUCAAAGGUGAGAGAAGAACUCAUCAUGAUAAAUCCACUCAGACGAUGUGGCGACCGUCCCAUCAUCACCCUACUCCUCAAAUACUUCAGCCCAUCAGUCACAUCCCCAACGAAACCCUCAUCCAGGGAAAACUAGCAAGAAUAGUCCCCACCGGGGGCCACAGUGAUGCCUCCACCGAAGAGGAACGGGCUCUUAUGUCCUGUCCUCCAGCCGCCUGCACCGUUCCAAUUCUUCCUCCUGCUAAAGACCCUCACAUGGAGUUGAAAUCUCUGCCUGACCCAGAAGAGCUGAGCCGGUUGCUUAGCACCCACCUUCGCAUACAGGACGACAAUGAGAAUGACUCACCAGGGGCUGGAGAACAGAUUGUGAGACUGACCCCUGAAAGCCAUCAAAACACACUCCUGCAGACACCUCACCCCUUGUCCUUCUUCAGCCCGUGUGUCCUGCAGUCUCCACGUCUACACAAAUGGGUAACACUCCCUGCUCUGUCUAUAGGGGGCGGUAGUGGGGCAAACCCAAAACCAGGACCCUCAGUGAACCACAAGGUCCACCAGCUUCUUCCUCCUCCUCUGUCCAGAGGUUUGCCAUGCUUCAGUGCAGGGAACCACAUCAUUACUCGCGGCCGGCUAUCCCAGCCUUGGCCAGCAGUGGUCAGGAGUGAGGCUGACCCACAACACAAUGCUUCGGUACCGCUCGGCGUCUCCACAAGACUUACAAAGCCAAAGAUCCACUGAGGGUCAGCUGCAGCCAUAGACACUGAUAAGGCUACCUCCCUGAACGCAUGAUCACACAUGCGGCUUGCACUAGAUGGUGGUGUUAGUGGCUAGAUAAUGUUUUAAGCUAAACAAAGCAGCUAAGCUAUCGCAUCUAACUAUGCAAAAAAAAGUAGUGUCACAAUCAGCGAAUCUGUCUCACAAAACCGCUAAAAGUCACAUCAUAAUUCCUUAACCACUAAGAAACAUUUACCACUCACGAUAAUGUCAUCCAUACAAGAUCAUUCUAAUCUAGCUGAGCUCCUGAUGGAUUGACAAAUUGAAGGAAAGAAUGACAGACAGAAAUUCAGUCUAAAGGAGGAGGCAAAAGCAGAGAAAUUGAGUACUAGAGAAGUCUUUUUACUAAUACUCAAUAAACGUCAAAGAAGACUUGAGUGCUGUGCCAUGGACUGCCUGUGGAGAUUCAAGACACCCUCAGUGUCUGGCUAUUUCCCCAUGCGGUGUGCCCUCAGGAGACCAACUCAUUUAGUGGGUGAAUAUGACAUUUACAUCACCAACCUCCUGAGGUUUAACUGCGAAAACGCAUAUUUUCUACGCAGCCUCACAGAUCUUGUCUUAAAGAGAGAGUCAUUAUUUCAUGUGACCCAAGUCUCCUCUCCAGUUUCCAAAGGAAAACUUCUCAGUCUGCUGUGGUUUGAUCUGUUUGUGUAUUACUUUAUGCCUCAUUUCACAUCCUUGUCUGAAUUCACCACAUAAACAUGAAGAAAACAGUGCAAGCUACAAAAUCAUUUUUUUUUUAUCGUUUUCAUUCCUAAAGUAUGUCUUGUUUUUCAGUGCAGCAGAGUCUCUUUGACCUAUAGACACAGUGUUUUGGCAGGAGGGCACGCACGACACUGUCAGUGCUUCCUUUAUUUUCACCUUGGCUGCAGUCAUGAUCAGCAGAUUUUCAGUUUAAUUAGGCUUAUGUCUUAUGUAUUAACAAGGUUCUUUUUCUUUAUGGAUUAUGGCAUGCUCAAAGCAUAAACUUGCUUUUUCACCCCCCACCCCCACACACACUUCAGUUGCAUACAAAAUUGUUAUAAUGCUUUUUAAUUAUUUAUACAUUAUUAAGAUGUUUACAGUUAAAAUGCCUUUAUUAAGCUGUUCAGUCUGUUCCAGUGCUGCAGGAAUAACAUUUUUGCCUUGUCUUUGGAGCAGAAAUACUCUUGCGGUGAAACUUUAAAUGUACAUAAAAAGUACCCACUUGAGCAAGUUCUUAAUUUUUGAAAAAAAUUUUGUCUUGAUGUUGCACUAACUUAUUUUUGGCUCUGCAAGUAAUGAUACUUGAAACAGUAUAAUUUAUGGAAAAAUAGGACAAUUUGUCCUUUGCCAUAAUGUUAGAUUGAUUUGAUGAGGUUGCUUUUGUUACCAGAAAGUAUUUUCUAAUGAGGAUGGUUUCUAGUUUGGUUUCCUUAGGGAAAUUUUUCUCUUUUCUUAAGGUCAGAUUACAUAAAUGGGUCUCAGAAGGUUGAUAAGAUUGUAAAUAAUUUGAGUUUUUGUGCUUUUGGCAUGCCUUGAUACAUAAUGCACACUGUAAUACACAAAUAUACAACAAGAUCCACUGCAUGGAAGCACAUGGAUUUAUCUGUACCAUGAUUUUAAAUAUGCAAGAACCCACCUCUGUGUGUUUUGCAGUAUAUGUAUCAGAGCGUGUAUGCGUAUCAAUAUAUAUACCUUCAAAGUGGAUGUUUGUUCUCAAGAAAAAGUGAUUCAAUUUACCCACCAUACAAGGGCCAACUUGGGCCACAUACUUCUAAACACACCCUAAGCAGAGAUGGGCAGCCAUGUCUAAAACCAGCUAAAGUAAAUCAAUAGAAGAAGGAUAUUUAUUUGUGUGUGUUUCUCUCUCACCCAACUCUGUGGUUAUACUAAGCAUAAAAUCAAUGGAGGGCUUGUUUUAUAAUGCUCUGGAGGCACUUUGUUUGUAUUUCUCUCUUUCUUUUUAAAAGGAGGAGAGGUCCCACGUAAUACGCUGUCUUCUUGCUAAUGCAAAGUCGCAGAAGUACAUUGAUUCUGUCUGCUGUGGUCAGAGGUGAAUCGCUCUUGUCAAGGAGAUGUCAGUUUACAGAUCGGAGCAUCUUCUCUUUCAUUUGCAUGUUAACAAAUGAGGCGAUACACAAAAAAAUAGUAUAUAAUUAAAGGGAUAGUUCACUCAAAAAUUACUUAUGUCAUUCCAAAGUAUGAUGACUUCUGUGGGAGACAAAAGUAGAUAUUUAUAUAAUGAAAUUCAAUGGGCAAAGUUGAAAUGGCACAAAAAUGAUCCUGUCUGCAUGCGUGAUCAAAUGGGCAGUAACAGUUAACAAGUAGUUAAAUAUACCUUUGUGUUCUACAGAAAAAAAGACAUGCAGGUUUGGAAUGACAUUUUCAGUUUUGGAUAAACUGUCUUUAGAUGGAGAUGCAACAAACUGCAACGUUUCAAGAAUAUCUGCAAAGACGCCGGUUCCUUUUAACAAAUCACCAUUGAGGAGCCGCAGUGUGGAAAAAACAUGAACAGUUAACUGCACCAAUAAAAUACCAGGUAUUAUAUUUCCAAAUUGCAAAAAUAAAUGCACUCAUACAAAGACCUGGUACUGUUGUGUAAAAUACAUUUAUGACUUGCAGCCCAUGUGUGUUGGCCACCUCCUCGGUUCUUAUCACCUGAACGAUUCUUUGAUAGCAUGCAAACACUUGCCAUGAACUCCUUUUUUUAUUUAUUUUUUUAAAUUAAAUUUUUCCUUUCAUAUAGUUCAUGUCUUGCUGUUUUUUUCACCAGAGAGUAUGCAGCAAUGUCAGAAUGGUAUCCUUGCUCCAUUGUAGCUUCAUAAAUCCAACAGCUGCCAACCUGUUUGUAUGGACAGAAGAGAUGUUUAAUAAAAGAGGAAUGAAUUCAAGCACUUUAAAUGACCCAUUUCAACCUCGACACUGGAAAGACUGUGGUCUUUUUGACUUGUUUGAUUUGCUGUCGUCUUAUUGUGUGCAACUACUUUUAUUUGGCUGUUUGUGUCUUGAUGUUCUGUCCCUGUGUGCCCUGGUCCAGUGGAAGUUGUGAGACUUUAAUAAAGUGAAGGAAUAAGAUUCA
Cyprinus carpio (common carp) is the source of this 5968-nucleotide messenger RNA. RefSeq names its product serine-rich coiled-coil domain-containing protein 2-like. Gene Ontology annotation, molecular function: microtubule binding. Gene Ontology annotation, cellular component: microtubule cytoskeleton. Lineage: Eukaryota; Metazoa; Chordata; Actinopteri; Cypriniformes; Cyprinidae. Gene Ontology annotation, biological process: microtubule bundle formation. The record is from RefSeq and is a predicted model, not a curated record.